Messenger RNA from Diaporthe amygdali, 621 nucleotides. RefSeq lists its product as uncharacterized. Bases 1 to 621 code for a protein of 206 amino acids. Lineage: Eukaryota; Fungi; Ascomycota; Sordariomycetes; Diaporthales; Diaporthaceae. The transcript has a single exon. The record is from RefSeq and is a predicted model, not a curated record.
AUGACUUCCUCCGCAUGGGAGGCAAUCAAUACUGUUUUCAGCACCCUAUUUAGCCUUCUUCAACGCAGAGAUCUCAAUCGCGUUGUCGGCCCGGCGCAGCGAAACCCACACCCGUUUGGAACUCGGGAGUGGAAAGACUUCGUAGAUGCUCAAGCUACGUACCACGAAAGAAUGGUACUUAGGAUGGCUGAUCUAGAAGCCCAGGUGAACCAGACCACCGAACUCGCAGAGGCGCUCCAGGAGAUGGCUAAUUGCCAAGCUUCCAUGAUCAAAGACCUGAGGCUGGAAAAUGCUGCGCUCCGGAACGGGCCAGACAUCGAAAUCUUGGAGCGGAUAUAUGAGAAAAUGCACACGCCUGUUAAGAAACCCGCUCAGGAAGCUAUAGCCAAGGCACAGCCUCCCGAGCAAGGCAGCUCGGAGCCUGGCAAUGCCACGGUUAGUUCGGUUGCUGGAUCCACCAACUUCGCAGCUAACAAGGCCAGUGAAUCUAGCAACCGUGUCCCAGAGACUAUCGUGUCGCCUGGGGCGAGGAUCCCUGCGCGGCCACUGACCCUCGCUGAGGAGCUGGAGACACAUCUCAGAGAGGAGUUCGAAGACGAAUCUGAAGCGGUUGAUCCGUGA